Terrapene triunguis (Three-toed box turtle) is the source of this 6732-nucleotide messenger RNA. RefSeq names its product tripartite motif containing 2 (gene TRIM2). The transcript is spliced from 12 exons. The coding region runs from base 170 to 2416 and encodes 748 amino acids. Lineage: Eukaryota; Metazoa; Chordata; Testudines; Emydidae. Gene Ontology annotation, biological process: negative regulation of translation; proteasome-mediated ubiquitin-dependent protein catabolic process; protein polyubiquitination. The record is from RefSeq and is a predicted model, not a curated record. Gene Ontology annotation, molecular function: ubiquitin protein ligase activity; protein binding; translation repressor activity.
CUCAGCCGCCUGAUGACCAUAAUGGGACCAAUUGUCUGAAUGCUGCAGGGAACUGAAUCUCCUGAUCACAGAGACUGUAUUUCAGCCUCUGAUGCUCCUGAAUGGACAUUAUGGAACACUACAGUGUGCAGGGUAGAAGGGAUCGGGACCCAUAUGUCAAUGGUCUAGGAUGGCCAGUGAAGGCUCCAACAUCCCAAGUCCUGUGGUGCGACAGAUUGACAAACAGUUUCUGAUUUGCAGCAUAUGCCUGGAACGUUACAAGAACCCCAAAGUACUUCCCUGUCUGCACACUUUCUGUGAGAGGUGCUUGCAGAAUUACAUUCCAGUCCACAGUUUAACCCUUUCUUGCCCAGUGUGCCGCCAGACCUCCAUUCUGCCAGAGAAAGGGGUUUCUGCACUCCAGAACAACUUCUUUAUCACUAACCUGAUGGAUGUCCUGCAGCGAACACCAGAAAACAGCAUUGAAGAGUCCUCCAUCUUGGAGACUGUCACAGCUGUUGCUGCAGGAAAACCUCUCUCCUGCCCCAAUCAUGAUGGAAAUGUGAUGGAAUUUUACUGCCAAUCUUGUGAGACAGCCAUGUGCCGGGAAUGUACAGAGGGAGAACAUGCAGAACACCCCACUGUACCUCUCAAGGAUGUGGUAGAACAACACAAGGCUUCACUACAAGUCCAGCUGGAUGCGGUCAACAAAAGACUUCCAGAGAUCGAUUCUGCACUUCACUUCAUAUCUGAAAUUAUACGUCAGUUAGCCAACCAAAAGGCUAGCAUUGUAGAUGACAUUCAUUCCACUUUUGAUGAACUACAGAAGACUUUAAAUGUGCGAAAGAGUGUGUUGCUUAUGGAACUGGAAGUGAAUUAUGGCCUUAAACACAAAGUCCUACAGACACAGCUGGAUACCCUGCUUGAAGGACAGGAGAGUAUUAAGAGUUGCAGCAACUUUACAGCCCAAGCACUCAACCAUGGCACUGAAACUGAAGUUUUACUGGUUAAGAAGCAAAUGAGUGACAAGCUGAAUGAGCUGGCUGACCAGGACUUCCCACUGCAGCCCCGUGAAAAUGACCAGCUGGACUUCAUAGUAGAAACAGAAGGACUGAAGAAAUCCAUUCACAACCUGGGUACUAUUUUAACCACUAAUGCUGUAGCAUCUGAAACAGUUGCCACAGGUGAGGGGCUGAGGCAAACUGUGAUUGGACAGCCUAUGUCAGUUACCAUAACAACCAAGGACAAAGAUGGAGAGCUCUGUAAAUCUGGGAAUGCUUACCUCACUGCUGAACUGAGCACACCUGAUGGGAGUGUGGCGGAUGGAGAAAUACUUGACAAUAAAAACGGCACUUAUGAAUUUUUGUAUACUGUUCAGAAAGAAGGGGACUUUACUCUCUCACUGAGACUUUAUGAUCAGCAUAUCAGGGGCAGUCCAUUUAAACUUAAAGUGAUCAGAUCAGCAGACGUGUCCCCUACUACCGAAGGAGUUAAGAGGCGUGUUAAGUCUCCUGGCAGUGGCCAUGUGAAGCAGAAAGCUGUGAAAAGACCAGCUAGUAUGUACAGCACUGGCAAAAGAAAAGAGAAUCCUAUUGAAGAUGACUUGAUCUUCAGAGUGGGUACCAAAGGAAGAAACAAAGGGGAAUUUACAAAUCUUCAGGGGGUAGCUGCAUCUACAAAUGGAAAAAUAUUAAUUGCAGACAGUAACAACCAGUGUGUACAGAUAUUUUCCAAUGAUGGCCAGUUCAAAAGUCGUUUUGGUAUACGAGGAAGGUCUCCUGGCCAGUUGCAGAGGCCUACAGGAGUGGCUGUGCAUCCUAGUGGUGACAUCAUUAUUGCAGACUAUGAUAACAAAUGGGUUAGCAUAUUUUCAUCAGAUGGAAAAUUUAAGGCAAAAAUUGGAUCUGGAAAACUUAUGGGACCAAAAGGUGUUUCCGUGGAUCGUAAUGGGCACAUCAUUGUUGUGGACAACAAAGCAUGUUGUGUAUUUAUCUUCCAGCCAAAUGGAAAAAUAGUAACCAGGUUUGGUAGCCGAGGAAAUGGGGACAAGCAGUUUGCAGGUACACUUGACGGUCCUCAUUUUGCAGCUGUAAACAGCAACAAUGAAAUCAUUGUUACAGAUUUCCAUAACCAUUCUGUCAAGGUAUAUAACCAGGAAGGAGAAUUCAUGUUGAAGUUUGGAUCUAAUGGAGAAGGCAAUGGACAGUUUAAUGCUCCAACAGGAGUAGCUGUAGAUUCUAAUGGAAAUAUUAUUGUAGCAGAUUGGGGAAACAGUCGAAUACAGGUUUUUGAUGGAAGCGGAUCUUUUUUAUCCUACAUUAACACAUCUGCUGACCCACUUUAUGGUCCCCAAGGUCUGGCGCUAACUUCAGAUGGCCAUGUUGUAGUUGCAGACUCUGGAAAUCACUGCUUCAAGGUCUAUCGAUACUUACAGUAACAAUGGGCUCUGGAGCUGCCUGGCCCUUAACAAACGACUGGUCCCAGAGAUCCUUAAUCGAUCUCUCUGUGGAGGAUGUGUACUUUAAUUAAUUACUUUUUAAUGUUGAAGGAGUCUCCAGUGGACUUUUCAUGUUUAUUUCCAAACUUACCUUGUUUACAUAGGACUUGCACUUCUUAUGUUCCUCAUUGAAUUUAUUGUACGGGUUAAUAAACAAAACCCUCCUUUGCUGAAUUCAUUAGGACAAUGAAAUAUUAAACAUGUGAACUGCAGCUUGUGGAACGGGAAUUUAAGUAGUUGACUAAUUUUGCAAAUAAAAUAAAAUGAAAAUAUCUAAACUAUUUGAAGGGGUUUAUUUAACCUGUGAAGGGUAGCUCCCGUUCAGAGCUUCCAAAUUUGAAAAGUGUCAUUGUUAUGCAUUAUUUAACCCAACAGUGAAGACUGGGAGUCUUUUAGAUCUCAUUAUCAUGGUAGGUAUUGCACAUGUAACAUUCUUCAGUCUUAGUAACUAUUACAGAUAGGCUCUUUUAGUAAAGAUAUAACGUUAAGUCAUGCAAAAUCCUUCCAGCUCUAUUUGCCAGACAUAACACAGCUCAACUUUUAGUAUUAUACAAAUCGACGCAAAUUUCCUACUCUUUGUGAGAUUAAUGAAGGAUUGUUUCAUGUGCUUGUUUCCAACCCCUCCUACUGCUCACUGUGUUGUAAGCUCUUUCUAGAGACCUAAAAUUUCUACAGCUUUGGAAAAACUGCACUGUAAUGAUACAUUAGUUACUGCUGACUUUCUGUAGAAUGACAGAUCCAUUAACACCAAACAAAGUCAUUAGAAUCAGGGUCAUUAUAAUGUCCUAUCCUCAUGUAUGCAAUUCUUCCAUACGUGUUCUUUGGCAUACUUUCUAAAGGCAACUCGAUAUAUUCAUCAACAUAUCACACAGGACAGAAAGCCACACAGGUACUCCUUUGGAGGACCUACAUUGUACAACCAAAGGAACUGUGGUUAACAAAUGUUGUAUGGUGACAGCCAAGGGUUAUCAAAGCUAUUUAACUCGAGAAAAGUACAUUACAAAUAAGAGUGAAUUGAACCAAUAUCUGAAGUCCUUAGUCAAUUAGAUGUUUUUCUGAAGACAAAAUAAGGACCGCAGGAUUUGUCCCAUUAUGUAUGUGUGUAUGUUUGUUUGACACAGGAAUAAAGAAAGUAAGUGUCAGUGAUUUCAGCAAGCCAUUUGAGGAUGGCAACACUCUAAAAAGGAGUGUCUCUCCCCGCUCCCCCAUCUCUACUAUAUUUCUGAAACUCCAAUUUAAUUUAAAAUGCUUAGUCAUAUGACUUACUUAAAAUAGAUCCAAAUUUUGUAUUUUCCUGUGUAUAAUGUGAACCUGCCCAUUUUAAGAAGCACUAAUUUUAUAAAGAAUUGUAAAGUCGAGUCUCAAAAGAUGUGUUGGCACUGUUCAUGAAUACAGGGUCAUGCCCUCUCUCAACCCUGUGCAGAGAGGCUAUGGUCAGUAUGGUGCCAAUGGCUGAAAUAAUCUUGGAGUAGUACCUUUUCUUUAUUUAGGAAUCUUUAUUUUAUUUUAUUUUUUUUUAAAGAGGAAAGUAGAUGGGGGACCAUCUUAAGUAUGUCUGCAAAAUUGAAGUUGAUUUUUGUUAAAUUACUUGUAUUAUUUUGUUUCUAACAAGUUAAAUCUGUUGUUUCAGCUCUCUUGAGAAAUGUGCAUAACAUCAAUUUUCUGUAAAGAAGCAGACCUUGAAAUUCAUGAGGAUGAAGUUGUCUAUUUUUUGAAUUGUUAUAUUUGUUGGGGUUUUUUCCCCCUUCUCUUGCUUAUUUUUUGCACUUAGAGCCCAAUCUUGCAAACCCUUGCAGACAAAAUUAAUCUCAUGAUUUCAGUAGGAUGACUGGCUUCUCUAAGGGCUGCAGUGUUGGAGUAUAAAAUGUAGCUGGAAAAUUGGUAAUAACAUUUUCUAAAUUUUAAAAACCAAGCAAGUAUUAUCAAGAGGGCAAGGUAUUUUGUGUUUGAACUUAGUUUGUCCUAAAAUUCUGCAAGGAGGAUAGAGUCCCAUCCAUUAUUUCACUAUGAAUUAUCCUCUUAAACUUCUAGAUCCUUCUAGAAGGAGCCUUCUAGCCAACACUCUGACACACAAUCACUCUGUCAUUGGAGCACUUGGAAAACUAUUAACAUACUAAGGAAAAAGAAUAUUCUAUAUGUAACAUUUCAACUGUAUUUAUUAACCAAGAAAAAAGUUCCACCUAUUUUCUAUGUUAAGGCCUUGAAUAAAAUUAUAAAUCUAUUGCUGUGGAUUAUUUUUAAAGGACGGUAUUAAUUUGGCCCAAAAUUUAGAUUUUUGUAAAAAAUAUUUUUACUAAGAUUGAGAUAAAUGGAAGAGUUUUCAUGGAAAGAAGGGAAAGGGGGGAGGGGAACCAGUACAGGCCAAAUCCUCCAUUGACACAGAAAUUCUGAGGCCCACAGGGAUCAGUCCCUAAAUGGUCUCUUGAAAAAGUUCUAUAAAACACAUACUCAAGAUACCAUUUCAUGUGUACAUAACAUGUAUGUACAUUGUUCCUCUAAAGAUUUUCAAAAAAUAAGAGUUCCUUUGAUCUAAUAUUAAUAAAUAAGGCUUUAAUUAAUCUAUGUCAAUCUGUCACAUCUUGAUGAAAUCUGGAACUCUUACAUAAUCCAUUUACUAAUACAUUUAGGAGAUGUGGCCUUCUCCUUCUAGAUCCUUGUUCAUCUUUUGUGUUGAGUUUUCAGAACCUGUCAUCAAUGCAGCACCCACUGAUACUGACCAGUGCUGACAACUGCCCCUAAUCUGAAUUCUGCUUACACAGCAAAUACUUCCCAAUUGCAGUUUUAAACUCAAUGAUAUCAUGCAGUCCCUUUACAAUGCCAACCUUAUCUUCCUGGAACAAGAAGACUGAGAAAUGCAUUGCUUUCACAGUGUGCUUUGGAAACCUAGUCAGCUAAAACACUUGGCUAAAAGACCUUAAAGACAGCAAUCAUGGUAGAAAUUUGGUAAUAUUUUAUGGUGACAGAUUCUUUUCUCUUCCAAUUAAGUAACUGCCUGAAUUGCACUAUUAGGUCUUCUGAGCUAUUAACAUCUAUCAAAGGCUCCAGGUAGAACACGCCUCCUGUACUGCCAUGUACACCCUAACUGUUCCACUGACCUCAAUGGAAUGCUAGGAGAUUGGCAACACAGCGGAGGAGUGGUGGAGGUAUGAGUUCUGUUUAAACUAUGGAAGUAAUGUCAGAUGGUUUUCUGGAAGUUAUGUUAUCUGCACUAUUUUAGGACAAACUAGUGGACUAUAUAUUUAUUAAUUUUUGAAAUGGAAGAAAAGUAUCUGUUCAGUUAAAUCCUGAACAAACACUAAUGCAUUUUUUUUACAUUGAUUAAAGUUUCAGCAAUGUAACUGAAAAGGAAAAUGAAGAUGUUUUGAGGCAAACAUUGUCUAAUGGUGUUGGAGACUUGUUAAUUAGUAAAUGCUGGUAUGUUCUGUAAAAGUUACAGGGCUUUCAACUUUAUAAUUUUGUUAAUAUUUUUUUAUAACUAAGGAUCUAGUGUUGCCAUAAUGAAAACUAUAAGUGCCCAAUAAGUUAUGUUAUAAGGAAAUGAUUUUUGUUUAUGGAUGACAACAAGUUAUGAACUCAUGAUGUACAUUCAGAACUUUCUUGAAGAUGAAUUGUGAGCAGUGAUUAUUUGGUCUGUUUGUGGAGAUUGUAUGAAAGAUAUUUGUACUUAGAGUAGGAUGAUCCUAAAUUGGUUAUGAUGUUUCUGAUGAAUAUACUGCACUUCAGUUAAUGUUUGUGAGCAACACAGCCUUAACCCUGAUGCUUUUGCUUUAUGACAUGGGAAUGUUCCAUAUUUUGCAUAGCGUACAGCAAUAUCCCUGUGCUAGAAAUCUGUAUCAUUUAAUACAUUAUACCUUUCCAGUCCUAGAAGUGAAUAUACAUUUUUUUAAGUUUUGUACAUUCCAUUUUUGUAAAUCAGUUUCAUAUGUUUUGUGUAUAGAACAUAUAAAGUCUUGCAUUCUCAAACUGAUAUUGAAAUAUUCUAGCCAUUUGUUCUUCUCUCCCCUCCCCCACGCCCCUCGAGGACAAAAUACAAACUGUUUGCUUAAGGUCGAGGAUGAAAGAUGUGCAUCAAAAAGUGUUUGUAUGUGUGUAGUUUUAGCUUCAUGUGUGCUGUGGUAUUUUUGAUGCUUUAGCCUACAAUAAAAACUUUUAAAAUUUAAUCCGUCUUGGAAACCUAGGAAAAAUCAAUCAAAUGUUGUAUCUUACCACACACACAAAUUUCAAAUAAUAAAAAUAAAGCUUGUUUCCUCUGUUUA